GGUAGAUAGACAUCUCUCUAAUUGCCACGAUGUUUACACACGGUCCAACGCGUCGAUGAUCAUGAAGAGGUGUGGUAUCGCCCAUGGCUCGUGAUUUUUGCCGGAGUCGUUAUCUAGCCGGCGGGCGACGUGUGGCGAUUUUGCUGCUCGGCCCGCUGCAGGACGUUUUGUGUCCCCCUCGACUUCGUGGAGGCCACAUCCCUGCUCCCAUACGAAGAUUCUUCCUUGCUGCAACAAUCAUCGCCCUUGACGGAGAAACGGUGUGCCCUCCGGGUGCUCGGGUGAGAAGAAGGAGGGGGGGGGGAGAUGACGAGCCAAUGAUGAUGCCGAAGAGGAGAUAUCCCUUUUGCAACUACUUUUGCAAAAGAGACCAGAGACCCGAGACCAGAGCCAGAGAGACCAGAGACCAGAGACCAGAGAGAGACCAAAGAGACCAAAGAGACCAGAGACAGGCCAGAGAAAAGGCGCAAGAAAGAGAGCUCUCCGCCCGGCCGAGCAGGCCCGAGCUGAGUGGCCCGGCCGGCCCGCCAGGGAUCCGUGACCUGGGGUUUCCCUGCAAAUGCGUGUCCAGCUGAAUGGCUGCUGGAUCAGGCUAGGAGCGGUGCCUUCCUUGAUCCAUGCAUGCAUUGCAGCACUACAGAACUAACUCAUCGCCUGAGGCCCCCCCCCAAGGCUGCCACAACUUCCCUUCCAAGUUCCCGCCCCUCCCUCGGCUGCUGUGCGUGCAUGACAUGACAUGGG
Molecule: messenger RNA, 741 nt
Organism: Amorphotheca resinae ATCC 22711
Lineage: Eukaryota; Fungi; Ascomycota; Leotiomycetes; Helotiales; Amorphothecaceae
Exons: 1
Coding region: 84-575 (163 amino acids)
Source: RefSeq, a predicted model, not a curated record